Molecule: messenger RNA, 1789 nt
Organism: Gambusia affinis (western mosquitofish)
Lineage: Eukaryota; Metazoa; Chordata; Actinopteri; Cyprinodontiformes; Poeciliidae
Gene: gnmt
Product: glycine N-methyltransferase
Exons: 6
Coding region: 550-1437 (295 amino acids)
Biological process (GO): regulation of gluconeogenesis; one-carbon metabolic process; S-adenosylmethionine metabolic process
Cellular component (GO): cytosol
Molecular function (GO): glycine N-methyltransferase activity; identical protein binding; S-adenosyl-L-methionine binding
Source: RefSeq, a predicted model, not a curated record
ACUUCUGUUCCUGGACUCAGCGACUGCUUCAAUAAUUCCCUCUGAACAUUAUUUUAACAAUCUGUCAUCUGAAUUCACUGAAAUACUAAAAAACGCCUCAUGUUUCAUAGUUUACGGUACGAAAUGUUCCAGAUGAUAGGCGGGGUCAGAGGUGAGUGUUCAGGUAAGAAACGGGAAACGAACACAGAAUUCUCAUAACAUCCAGCGUGAGCACAAAACCUCUAAAAACUGUAAAACACUUUAAAACUCUAAACAUCUGCUCAAAUUUUAGCGCAAAAACAAUGAGAAAGCUCGGCUUCAGGAGAACCUGCGAGACUAAACUCAGGGCAAAGUUGAAGAGGAGUUUCCGAUGACGUAAACAAUAAAUGGACGGAGCUUCCGAGAGUCAGCCAAUCAGAAAGUAGGCGUCCUUUCGCAGCAAAGCGCCAUUGGCUGAAAACUUGUCGUGCUGCGAUUCUUAUAUAAACACCGGCAACCUGCCGGAGGGUCAGCCUGCCUCCAGCUCAUCUUCUACGGAACUACGCUAGCAGCGGGGAACAGGCGGGCAGCAUGUCGGUCGACAGUGUCUUCAGGACCCGCUCUCUCGGCGUGGCGGCCGAGGGACUUCCGGAUCAGUACGCCGACGGGAAGGCAGCCAAAGUGUGGGAGUUGUACAUCGGAGAUAUCCAGAGCCGGACCCAGGAAUACAAGAGCUGGGUGGUUUCCCUGCUGAAGCAGCACGGCGUGCGGAAGGUGCUGGAUGUGGCCUGCGGGACCGGAGUGGACUCCAUCAUGCUGGUGGAGGAAGGUUUCCAGAUGGUGAGCGUCGACGCCAGCGACAAGAUGCUGAAGUAUGCCCUGAAGGCGCGCUGGGAGCGCCGCAAGGAGGCCGCCUUCGACCAGUGGGUGAUCGAAGAGGCCAACUGGCUGACGUUGCCUGAUGACAUCCACAGACCCGCAGGCGGCUAUGAUGCCGUCAUCUGCCUCGGGAACUCCUUCGCUCACCUGCCGGACUUCAAAGGGGACCAGAGCGAGCAGCGGCUGGCACUCCGUAACAUCGCCAGCAUGGUGCGACCCGGCGGGAUCCUCAUCAUCGAUCACCGUAACUACGACUACAUCCUGGAGACGGGGCGCGCCCCGCAGGGCAAGAACAUUUACUACAAGAGCGACCUGACCCAGGACAUCACCACCUCGGUUCUGUGGGUCAACAGUAAACCUCACAUGAUCACCUUGGACUACACCAUCCAGGUGCCUCAGGCAGCGCUGCAGAAGCUUCCUGAAGUCAGUAAGUUCCGGCUGUCCUACUACCCUCACCGCCUGCAGAGCUUCGGCGAGCUGCUGAGCAACGCCUUCAACGCCAACAUGGAGCACACAGUCUACGGAGACUUCCAGGCCUUCCGGCCGGGCCAAGACCCGCCCCCCUGCUACUUCAUCCAUGUCUGCAAGAGGACAGCCUGAAGCAGGUUCUUCUGGGCCAAGCCGGGUCCGUGCAUCUCGGCAAUAUUUCCGCCUCUACCGUGCCCUGAGCAGAGACCGGUUUCUUUUCUGCCUUGAAACUGCUGAGAGCGAACAGGAAGCUGCUUCUUCAUGUUUUAGACGUUCUUUUACUCUUUCAGCCGACGGUCCGAACCGAAGCAACACCAACCAAAACAUCGCAGUGAUGAAAUUACUGAAAACGAUGAAUCUGCCAAAGAUAUUUAAAGAGCUGUUCCUGGCUGGCCGGCCGGCCGGUUCUGAAACAAUGUUCUGAUUAAUCUGCGGUCCAGAAGUGGUUCUGAUUCUUGAUCUUUUAAUAAAACAGAAGUCUGAG